UGGCGGGACGCACGAAGCAGGAUGGGCUGCAGGCACAGCCGGCAAAGCCGCACCAAGCGCGCGGAGAAGGUGGAAGAGACACAGACAGAACUCCUGGAGACACUGGACAAAGACGGAAGGAUCCUGGAAGUAAGGCCUGAGGAGGCUAGGCAAGUCCCGCAGACAUCGAAUGCACAGGAGAAAGAUGCUCUUAGUGACUGUGUCCAAGAGGCCAAAGCCUCGUUGCAGGAGGCCACGAAAGCCAAGAUGAACAAGGUGGAUGGGUCCAUCCUUAGCCGACUCUAUAAAAACCACAUCCAGGAUUAUGGGAGCCCUGGCCCAUUCUGGGAGCAAGAGCUGGAGAGUUUGCACCAUGUUAUUGAGAUGAAGAAUGAGCGGAUUCAUGAGCUUGAGAAGCAGCUCCUGCUCCUGGAGAUGCUGAAAGAAAAAAAUCUGAUCUUAGCACUGAAAAACACCACCCUGCGGCAGGAGGUUGAGGACCUACAAUUCCAAACUGGGAACAAGUUGGCCAUGUCAAGGCAGCUCCGGAAAGACCUACUUCAGGACCUCGAAAAGGAGACACAGAACGGCCACUGCUGCAGCAGACGAAGGAGUCACUGAACCACCUGAGUCCUUAAGGCCAGCACCUCCUCCAUCUUAACUUGUCCUUUGCUGCACCUCAAAGGCCUCUGCCCUCAGUGUAAAAGGCGCAGAGCCUGGGCCCUCCGUGGUUCCCAGACUCACCACUCCCUCCAAAGACUGUGGAGAAGAGAACGAGAGCCACUCAUUCUUCUCCCAGGAUGGACGAGGUGGGGGGGGGGGGGCUUCUCUAAAGCUGACGGGGAAGACUGGGCCACCAGGACCACCCCGAGAAGUGCCUUUCCUUAGUUGGGGCAGGGAACAAGCAGGUAGUUAUCUUCCUCCCUUUGCUCCGUCCUCAUGAGGACAGUCAAGAUUUCUCCCAUGGCAGCCGGAGCCAUUUGCACCGUGUGACAAAGAGGGGACAACCCAAUCCCAGAUCAUCAGUUUUGCUGACAAUUCGCCAACCCAUCGAACUCUUAAUUCCACGCCCGUGACUCUGACUCAGAGAAAAACUAUAAAAGUCAAAAUCCAAGAAAAAGGAACACACUGUUGUUUUUACUGAGUGGGGUCUCCACAUGUAGCCUAACCUUGGACUCAAAGUCACCCUGCCUCAGCCUCCUGAGUGCCGGCAACAUGGGCGUGUGCUACCACAUCCAGCCGGAUAAAGGGUUG
Molecule: messenger RNA, 1233 nt
Organism: Arvicanthis niloticus (Nile rat)
Lineage: Eukaryota; Metazoa; Chordata; Mammalia; Rodentia; Muridae
Gene: Ccdc69
Product: coiled-coil domain containing 69
Cellular component (GO): cytoplasm; nucleus
Molecular function (GO): microtubule binding
Source: RefSeq, a predicted model, not a curated record